AUGUCUUCGUCUCCCAAUAUACUUUCGACAGCGCAAUUAGCACCAAAAUAUUUAUAUCAGUUUGGUAGUCCAGUAUUGAUGCUUAUCGGUACUGUGGGCUGUAUAUUGAAUUUACUUGUAUUUAAUCGAAAGAAUCUACGAAAAAAUCCCUGUUCAAUCUAUUUUAGUGCCUACAAUCUUGCCAAUUUUGCAUAUAUUUGUUCUUCAUUAUUACCUUUAACAUUGAGUCUAGGAUAUAGCAUUGAUUUUAGUACACGCAAUAUAGUUAUAUGCCGUGUGCGUCUUUACAUAACCAUUUUGUCAAAUGUUUUAAGCCCGUUUUAUUUGAUUUUGGCUUCGAUUGAUCGCAUUUUCAUUACUUCAACAAAUGUUCUUACACGACGACGAAGUACUCUUCGUUUUGCUUAUAUAUAUGUUGCUAUUGGAACAUUAUUUUGGGCAUUGUUUCAUACUCAUACGUUGUUUCUAACAAAUAUUAUACACAUUGGUCCUAAUACAUUUAUUUGUUAUUUUCAAUUAGGUGUUUAUCUUUCAUUCAACACUUACUAUUCACUUUUCAAAGCAACAAUUACACUUUUAUUAAUGACAGUAUUUGGAAUGUGGUCUAUCAGAAAUAUUCGAGGUCUUCAACGAGUUAAACCUGCUACUAUUGUAUCUUCCACUGUGACUACAGUAGUUAGUGGUCCACAUUCUAAUUCAUCAAAAGAUCGUCAACUUACUUUUAUAUUACUUAUGGAUAUCAUCACCUAUGCAUUAUUCAGUUUCGCUUUGGCAAUCUAUCUUAUCUAUCAACAAAUAACACAAAAUUACGUUAAAAGUGCUCAGCAAACGCAGAUUGAAAACAUUAAAUUCGAAAUAUUAUCGGCUCACGAGGAAACCUCCCCAAAACAUGUUGAUGAUGAUGAUAAAAUAAUGAAUGAAAGAAAUUUAAUUGCGAAUCGAUUAGAGAGAUUAAAUAUUAUUGUUGAUGAUGCAACAUCUAUUUGUCCAAAGCAUCGAAGUUCAUUUGGUAUUGUUUGGUUUCAGAGUAAACAGUGUUAUCAUCCUGAUUAUGAUCCCAAGCGUCCAGCACAUUCAACAGAUUGUCGUCCUGCUUCGCUAGAUGUUUCAUCUCGUAUCCAAGAUUUUCCGAUCGGUGGUUGUUUAUGUACAGUACAUAGAAAAAAUCAGCAGAAAAUUGAUCGCCACUGCCCAAGCAUGGAUGACAUUACAAUUGGUACUCAAAGCAGCAAUUUUAUCGUUGAUGAUACGCGUACACAUGUGAAUCAAAUUCUUGAACAAGCUAAUAUUAGUCCGAUUAAUUCUCAAUCUAGAAAAACCCUCAAAGAACAACCAGCUAGUGGAAUUAGACGUCUGUUAUCAAAGUUUAGACGUACAGUCGAUACACUUCGAGAACCAGUUUAG
This is a messenger RNA of Didymodactylos carnosus, 1404 nucleotides long. The record is from the annotation of a GenBank genome assembly. NCBI's taxonomy places the organism in Eukaryota, Metazoa, Rotifera, Eurotatoria, Philodinida, Philodinidae.